Solea solea (common sole) is the source of this 3461-nucleotide messenger RNA. RefSeq names its product protein kinase C, theta (gene prkcq). Gene Ontology annotation, molecular function: diacylglycerol-dependent serine/threonine kinase activity; ATP binding. Gene Ontology annotation, biological process: peptidyl-serine phosphorylation; intracellular signal transduction. Bases 335 to 2500 code for a protein of 721 amino acids. The record is from RefSeq and is a predicted model, not a curated record. NCBI's taxonomy places the organism in Eukaryota, Metazoa, Chordata, Actinopteri, Pleuronectiformes, Soleidae. The transcript has 18 exons.
UUGACAUCAGAUUUGCUGCAGUGCAGAAGAAAAACACGUCUGUUAUUUUCAUGAAAGAAGAGAUUUUUUUCAUAAACAGAUACGUGUGUGUGUGUGUGUGUGAGUGUGUGUGAGGAUGUGUGUGUGUGUGUGUGCAUGUGUUGUGUGUUGAUGCUGGUGAAGACUGAAGUUUGACUUUACAGAGAAACUUAACAGUCAGAGCUUGUGGUGACAAUGUCACAGAAAAGCCGCUGCAGUGUACAGAAGACGAGAAGAAGAGAAGAAGAAGUUGGAGCUGUAAGAAUCUCUUGUGUUGGAUUGUGAAAGUUUCAUUUGACGACAGCAGAGAGAACAAAUGUCUCCUUUCCUGAGAAUCGGUUUCUCCAGCUUUGAGAUGGACCCGGACCCGGGUCUGGCCUACCACGAGGAGGUCCUCAACCCGUACUGUGCUGUGUACAUGAAAGAGGCCAUCGACACGGAAAAAGGUCCAGUGUAUAAGCAGAAGAAACCGACCAUGUAUCCACCGUGGAGCAGCACGUUUGACGCUCACAUCCACCGCGGUCGCAUCAUGCACGUGAUGGUCAAAGACCGAACAGCUGAGCUGAAAUCUGAGGCCACGGUCGCUCUCGACUCACUGGCAACGCGCUGCAAGAAGGAGAACGGCAAACUGGAGAUCUGGUUGGAGCUGAAGCCUCAGGGUCGUGUGCUGAUGGAGGCCAGAUAUUACCUGGAGAAAAGUGACGCUGCAGGACAAAUGGACGCAGACGGCGAGUCUGAGCGAGAGAGAGACGGUUUGUUCGCCCUUCACCAGCGACGUGGUGCCAUCAAACAGGCCAAAGUUCACGAGGUCAAAUGUCACGAGUUCAGCGCCACUUUCUUCCCUCAACCCACCUUCUGCUCCGUCUGUAAAGAGUUUGUUUGGGGUCUGAACAAACAGGGUUACCAGUGUCAACAAUGUAACGCAGCCAUACAUAAAAAAUGCAUCGACAAAGUCAUCGCCAAAUGUACAGGUUCAGCCAUAAACAGCAAAGAGACCAUGAUCCAUAAGGAGCGUUUUAAGAUCGACAUGCCGCACAGGUUUAAAGUCUACAACUACAAGAGUCCCACCUUCUGUGAACACUGUGGGACGCUGCUGUGGGGUCUCGCCAAGCAGGGACUCAAGUGUGACGAAUGUGGGAUGAACGUUCAUCACAAGUGUCAGAACAAAGUGGCCAAUCUUUGUGGCGUCAACCAGAAACUGAUGGCAGAAGCUCUGGCCGUCAUCGGGAGCAAACAGCAGGCCCGAAGCACCAAAGACUCUGACAUCAUUGGUCGAGAAGGUCCAGUGGGUGUCGGCCAGGCAGGAGUCGUUCGAGCUCCGUCAGGAUUAUUGACGAGUUUACCUGUGAACAAAGAGCUGCAGGGCGUUUCAUGGGAGGGGCCAACAGACGUCAGCAGGUCUGACAAUGAGGCGCUGAUGGAGGAGCAGGAGGAGGAGGAGCCUCUGUACGCCGUCCCGAGGAAAGAUCACCAAGCCAAAUUCACUGUCGAUGACUUUGUCCUGCACAAGAUGCUCGGGAAAGGAAGCUUCGGAAAGGUGUUUUUAGCCGAGCUCAAAUGCAGCGGUCAGUUCUUUGCCAUCAAAGCUCUGAAGAAGGACGUGGUGCUGAUGGACGAUGAUGUGGAGUGUACCAUGGUGGAGAGGAGGGUUUUAUCUUUAGCCUGGGAAAAUCCAUUCCUCACACACCUUUACUGCACCUUCCAGACUAAAGAAAACCUGUUCUUUGUGAUGGAGUAUUUAAACGGAGGAGACCUGAUGUUUCACAUCCAGAGCUGCCACAAGUUUGAUUUACACAGAUCCACUUUCUAUGCAGCUGAGAUCAUCUGUGGUCUCCAGUUCCUUCACUCUAAAGGAAUCAUUUACAGAGACCUGAAGCUGGACAACGUUCUGCUGGACUCUGACGGACACAUAAAGAUCGCAGACUUUGGUAUGUGCAAAGAAAACAUGCAGGACGACACGAGGACGUCCACUUUCUGUGGGACACCAGACUACAUCGCUCCUGAGAUCCUGCUGGGUCAGAAGUACAACACGUCGGUGGACUGGUGGUCGUUUGGAGUUCUUCUGUACGAGAUGCUCAUCGGUCAGUCGCCGUUCCACGGUCGAGAUGAAGAGCAGCUGUUUCAGUCGAUCAGAACAGAUAAUCCUGUUUAUCCUCGAUUUCUCAACAAACACUCCAAAGACAUUUUAGUCAAGCUGUUUGUUCGUGAACCAGAGGAGCGACUCGGAGUCACAGGAAACAUCAGACAUCACAGUUUCUUCAGCUGCAUUGACUGGAACGCUUUGGAGCAACGGCAGGUGGUGCCGCCCUUCAGGCCGACCAUAACUUCGCCCAGCGACUGCAGCAACUUCGACAAAGAGUUCAUCAACGAGAAACCGCGGCUGUCGUGCGCCGACCGGACGUUGAUCAACAGCGUCGAUCAGACGACGUUUAGAAACUUCUCCUUCAUUAACCCGAGGAUGACUCGCAUCACAGCUCGCUGAAGCUCCGCCCACAACAAAAACAACCUACUACCUACAGACAAUGAUGAUGAUGAUGAUGAUGAUGAACAACCACCAGGGGGCACUCCUGACUCUAACUGGAUUUUGUCUCAAGAAAAAAAAUGUCAGUGUUGCAUUACAUGAACUUAUUUAUACUUGAUGAGUGAAUGAAUGGAUGGAUGAAUGAAUGGAUGGAUGAUGGAUGAAUGAAUGCAUGGAUGGAUGAAUGAAUGCAUGGAUUGAUGAAUGAAUGCAUUGAUUGAUGAAUGAAUGCAUGCAUGGAUGAAUGAAUGCAUGCAUGGAUGGAUGAAUGCAUGCAUGCAUGGAUGGAUGAAUGGAUGGAUUCGUCACAUUUUAAUCUUCAAAUGGCAUUAACUCAUUAUUCACCACUUUCAGUUUAAACGCAUGAAAUUUAAAAAGUGAAGUCGUCGAGAAUUAAAGUCAGAAACUUGAUUAAAUUGAGUAUUUGAUCAUUUUAGGGCCUUCGUUGUUUAAAUCAGUGGAAUGUAAAGACUUUUAUCUGACAUGUGUGAAUCACAGCGUCUUCUACUUUUUAUUCCUGAGUUCAAUAAAAGAAUUGAUGUUUGUCAUGUAAUGAAAAACAAACGUCCAUCACUAAAUGUUUUUUUUUGAUAUCAAACAUCGUUCCUAUUUUACUGAAAGAUGUAUCUGAUAAAAGAGUCACAUGACUCAAACAUUCGGUCCCAGUUGAUCAACUAUAAUUAAUCAUGUUGUUAAAGCUUUAGGAAGAAAAGAAUGAAGGAAUGUAUCGUCAUGAAUCUAAAGUCAGAGAAACAUUGUUACCAGGCUGUAAAAGUGUAGAGACUAAAAACAUGAAAAUACACUUUAAACUUUUCUUCUUCCUCAGAGAAAAUGAGGAAGAAAAGUUUAAACUAGAGACAAAAUAAAAGUCACGUGACGAACUAUAGUUUGAAAAGAACAUUUUUAAAAACUCACGUCACAU